UCAUAGAAACUCUUCCAAAACACAGUGAAAGGACACCACCCAGUUGCACAUCCCAAUACACCAGCAGGGGAAACUUAUAACGCUGCCAGCCAGGGCACUCCCUUCACUGCAGUUCUGCAUUUUAAGGCAGCACAAGUGGAAGAAAGCUCCUUCCGCAGAAGACUUCUUUCUACCAGACUUCCCGGCAUUUGAGGCGCCACUGCUGUGAGGAGCCAAGAUGUUGGUACUACUAGCUGGCAUUUUUGUGAUCCACAUUGCCACUGUCAUCAUGCUCUUUGUCUCCACCAUUGCUAAUGUCUGGAUGGCAGGCAUGACUUCCGGAGGUAGCACAAACUCCUCAGGGCUUUGGGAGCAAUGUGCUGAUGGCAAAUGCACGGAUCUUCCUUUUGUGAGUGAUGAUCUUGAUUCCCUCAAGGCAGUGCAGGCCUUCAUGAUCCUGGCCAUCAUCUUUUCCUUUGUCUCUCUGGUUAUGUUUGUGGUGCAGCUCUUCACUAUGGAGAAAGGAAAACGCUUUUACAUCACGGGAGCCAUUAUGCUGGUCUGCUGGCUGUUCAUUUUGAUCGCUGUUGCUAUCUACACAGCCCGAUUUCCACAUUACUACAAAGCCAAGAAUGACCACCAUGGCUACUCCUUCAUACUUGCUUGGAUCUGCUUUUGCUUCAGCUUCAUCAUUGGGGUCCUGUAUCUUGUACUCAGAAAGAAAUGAGAGUCAUGCAGAUGGAAUUGGGAGGGUGGAUUGGAAAUUAGGGGGCUUGUGGGAGGGAUGUGAAGUCACUUUGCUAUGAGAACUGUUUGCCAAAAGUAAUUAAUCCGACCCCUACUCAUCUAACAUGCUCAGCUGUGGAAAUGAAUCCACCAGAGAGAGACGGCUGCUGCAGACUUUCUGCUCUUAUGGAUGGUGGGACCAUGUCAGCAGUUGAAGAACCUCCAAUGUAGCCAGAGGCGAUUUCCUUUGUCUCACACAAUUAUCUGUGCAUCCUAUGAUAAAGGACUUUGAUGUUCUGCUUCUCUGGCUGCUGAGAAACUAGAAAUGAUAGAAGCUCGUCCACUUUCCUCCCUAAACCAUGAGCAACUAGGAUACGUCACCCAGGCAUUCCUCCACCCAUUCCCACUCCUUGUGAAAGUGGCAGGGAGCUGAGUGCCAGGCCUGCACAACUGAAAGAGGGUACAGCUCCCUAGCAUGAUUUUCCGAAAAAGUGAAAUACAUGAACACCAGGAAUAGCCUGACUGAAGUGAGGUCAACUUUCAUCUUUAGAACCAAUGUGAGUGUUUCUAUUUCCAUUAACAUCUUCACUCCCCUCUCUUAAAAAGAAAAGGAAUCGUGCUACUGCUGCUGAAGAGAUCAGAGGGAAAACAGUGAGCCAGCAGGGAAUGAGAAGAGAGGUUGCUGGGAGGUGGGCAGAAGGCAGGAUAGGGAGGGGAAGGGGAAAAUUCUUAAUUAUGCAGAAUGAGGUCCUUCACUCUCAGAGUAAUGGCAUUAAAACCUGUGGCUUUCCAUUAGAGCUCACCAUGCACCUACCUGACACAGCUGCAUGAUGGGAUCUGAUGGAGUCACCAUGAUACCACUGACCUGUCAGCUCGGUGGUGUGCAUAUUCAACAAGGAGGACAGAAAAGGCUGUUGCUGGUCAGCUUGUGGAGGCGUUCAGCUUUGACUCAUGGGAAUCUCACCUAGCACCACCAAAUCUGACAAAUUUCUCUCAUUCUUGCAUAAGACAGAGUUGGGAGGAUGUUUUUUAAAAUAGCUGUUUUUCAGUAAGAGAUCUUGCAUUGACAAUAUAAUAUGUCCCUUUUAAAAGGCCUUACAAUUUUUUAAUGUGUACCUAAUAUACCAGAAGAAAUGUUGCCUAUGAGUUAGAGUGGGCUUCUGAGUCAGUUCUCUGCUUAGCUAGAGAUCACAUUGGGCAUGGGCCUUCAAUCUGAUGUGCCUUCUUAAUUUUCCCCCAUACUUUCCUCUCAUAUAACAUGACUGCCAGGGGACAAGGAGAUGCCCAGCAGACCACAUUUUGCAAACAGUCAAGCAGAAAAUGGCUGCAUGGAAAUGGAAAGAAUCAUUAUGUCAUAACUUGCAUCAGGAUCUUAGGUCCAUACACCCAGCUGUUGAGAACAGUUAAAAUGAGUGGAGAAGAUGAAUGGCAAGAGGCUGAUGUUGCUUUAUGCUACCCCAGCCAUGGGAAACAGGGAGACAAAUUCAGUUCAGGACUGCAAGUUUAGUAUAAACAGUGUUCUUUCUUCCUCUCUCUCUCUCUCUCUCUCUCUCUUUCUCAUUACAUUCUUUUUACAUGUACACAUUUGUAAUUUGGUGGAUAAUGUUCAGCUAUUGUACUUGCCAUUUCUUAAUGUUUAUUUCAUGUGCAGUCAUUGUAAAUAUUUUGAUACAAGUUUUCCUAACAGUAGAAAUAUUAAAAAAUAAAGUAAAUCCAGUCCUCUUUAUCAUAGAAAA
Molecule: messenger RNA, 2441 nt
Organism: Varanus komodoensis (Komodo dragon)
Lineage: Eukaryota; Metazoa; Chordata; Lepidosauria; Squamata; Varanidae
Gene: EMP1
Product: epithelial membrane protein 1
Exons: 5
Coding region: 218-706 (162 amino acids)
Cellular component (GO): plasma membrane
Source: RefSeq, a predicted model, not a curated record